Lodderomyces jiufengensis is the source of this 291-nucleotide messenger RNA. RefSeq lists its product as uncharacterized. Lineage: Eukaryota; Fungi; Ascomycota; Pichiomycetes; Serinales; Debaryomycetaceae. Gene Ontology annotation, biological process: endoplasmic reticulum to Golgi vesicle-mediated transport. The coding region runs from base 1 to 291 and encodes 96 amino acids. The transcript has a single exon. The record is from RefSeq and is a predicted model, not a curated record. Gene Ontology annotation, cellular component: Golgi membrane; endoplasmic reticulum membrane; COPII-coated ER to Golgi transport vesicle.
AUGUUUGGAUUAGGAAAAUUACUUUAUGUGGUCGUAUUGGUAAUAAAUGGAAUAGCAGUACUAAGUGAAGACAGAUUUUUGAAUAGAAUUGGUUGGGGUUCAACGACUACAACAAAUAAUGGUAAUGGUAUACAAAAUCAAUUCAAUCAAUUUCAAACUGGUUUAGAUAAUAAUGAAGGUUCUAUAAAGACAAAACUAAUUAAUCUAAUAAGUGCUGUUAGGACUUUAAUGAGGAUACCUUUGAUAGCUGUUAAUAUUGCAAUAAUUUUAUAUGAGAUAAUCUUGGGAUAA